UAAACAAAUUUUAUUAUUGCAGCGUACGCGCGCGCGCAAACAACAAUGAUUUCAUGCGGAAAGAUUUUUCAUUUUAUGUAGAAACGAUUUCGUGUUCUUGUUUCUUCAAAAAAAAAACAUCGCUUCUACUGCUGCUGCAAACGUUUUCAUUUCAAGCGGAAUUGCUUUUGCCUUUGCUUCAGAUAAAACGAUUUUCGAUUACGAUUAAGUCUGCAAUUUAAUUUUUAUCUUGUGUAUGUGUGUGCUUAAAAGCCUUUUUUUGUACACACAUUUCGCGCGCAUAAAUAUGUAGACUCCGAAGAGAUCCGGCAUCUCUUUCCUUUGCAGGUCUAACUGUGGCAAGCAGCUGAAUCUUUCACGCGAUACUAAUUGUAAAUGCAAGCUUCUCCUUACUGAUGCACGUGAAAGCACGCUACAAAAACAUGAAAAACAAUGACGUAUAAUAAGUAAGGUGCGCAACUGGGAAUUUAAUUAUCAUUUUGGUCGAUGAGGAAAUUGUCAUUACCGUAAUUUAGUUUAUGACGGACACAGAACCUUAAUGGUAAUAGGACCUUACUAAAAAAAUUACGCGACAGUAAUUACUAUUACUUUGACAUCAUUAAAAAAGAGCGGGCUUAUUGAGAAAGUUAAGAACUCCCUUUUUCGCUCGAUCGUUACGAUAUUAUGUAUGUUUCCACUUUUCCAUGCUCACAGUGCUCGAUAAGAAGAAAAAGAAAUUGAUCGAAAUUAUAAGCAUGUGCUAAAAAUGUUGAUAUAAAUAUAAUGUGCACAUUUCUCUUCAAAAACAAAUAAUGGCAAAUGGAAUAGUGUUCAGCUUGAAAAAUAUUAUACUGCUGCUAAUGAUUUGGGUCCAUUACAGCAUAAUCUUUCUGUGGCGACCGUGCGCCUGGCGAACAGCAGCCCGGCCACCACAUUACGCGCCGCGAGCGCGGGCCUUAUCAUCCCCAUAUAAUGUCUCGCCGCCGCAUGUUGCAUCCGAUAAGACGUCUCUCGCGAGCAAUGCCUUCGCGCGGAGAGAUAUAAAAGGCCUAGCAACGAGGACGUUGAAGCGCAAAUUCAACAGAAGGAAAGCAUCAAGCCAACAUUUGUCGCGGUUCACGCUUGCAGCGGGAAUAAGGCCCACGGUCGCCAGACUUCCGUUCUUGCAGAAUGGUCCUGAUUUGCACAAAGAACGUUAUUAGCGGCAUCCUUCUAUUAAUUGAUUAAAGCUCAAGGCAUGGCAGCGCUCUAAUGAAGGCCGUUGAGAAUGCAUUUUGCACCGGCAAAGCUCUUUUGCAAAUGUUUACAUUAUCGACAGAACGGUGCCAGGUAAGCGACAUGAAUAAUUUAUUUUAUAACCAACGGGCGAUUCAAAGCAAGACUUGUAAAUGCAAAUGCCUCAUAAAAGGAAGACGAAGCUUAAAUGGCAUUGAGGCAAGCGAGAUUGAUCGUAAAAACUAAAUCGAUAGAUUGUUCUACGUUGGAUUAUCCCAUGCCAAGUUGGUCUCUUCUCUCGCAUCGAUUCAAAGGAACGGACCAAAUUGAAUAUCGGCUGUGCAGGGGACUAUGAAGCGAUUCUUACUUAAUUCGAAGCCUUUUUCAAUCUAAAUAUUAAUUGAUAACAUACUCAAUAGUUAUUGUUGUACUUGUUGUUUUAUUUCGCCCCCUUCUUUUGCUCAAGGUCUAAAUCAAUUGCGAUGCAUCACAAAAUUCGAGAUCUUCUUCUUAAAUAUAUGUUAAAUUACGCAAUUUAAACAAAAUAACGUAUUCUUGACAGAAUUAUACCUUAUGACUUAAGAACAUUGUUUUCUCGUAUUUUUAUGUUUCUUUUCUUUCUUAUUUUCCUUCUCUUCUUCCUCAAUUUCUCGCAAAUAUUAUCUGAACAUAUAA
Molecule: messenger RNA, 1869 nt
Organism: Ooceraea biroi (clonal raider ant)
Lineage: Eukaryota; Metazoa; Arthropoda; Insecta; Hymenoptera; Formicidae
Source: RefSeq, a predicted model, not a curated record